Molecule: messenger RNA, 1363 nt
Organism: Diabrotica balteata
Lineage: Eukaryota; Metazoa; Arthropoda; Insecta; Coleoptera; Chrysomelidae
Source: the annotation of a GenBank genome assembly
UUUAAACCAAGUUUAAAGCGAAACAUUAAUUAAGAUCAUUUAUACGCAAACGAGUAAAUUAGAAGUGAUAAUGUCUAUUUUGGAAGUAUUAAUUAUUUUGGCAGGUUAUACAACGGUGCUAUUUUUAGACCAUGAAGUAGAUAUUAAUAAAGAAACCUGCAAUAGUAUUGGUGGACCAGGUACUUUUUCUAAAUUGACUCAAUUGCAACAUAAUCUACCCCAUUGUGUAGAUGAACAUUCUAAAGGAAUUCCUAUAAAUAAAAUAAAUGUAGCCAAAAUUCCAAUUUACCAUACUUCUUGUUUGGGACGCAAGGCCAUUAGUGGUUGUUACCAGCCACUCAUUUCUGCUUCAAAACAAUGUUUAAAUAUUACAGAAUCAUAUUUGGUAGAUAUUUGGCAGAAUAUGGAUAAAGAUUUAAUAGCUUACACGUGUGAAAACGAAGAUAAAGUACACAAAUAUGCCAAGGAAUAUACUGCGGAAUGUAUGAACGAGGGGAUAUUGAAAAUUCAGGAGAAAUGCUUGGGUUUGAAUAGCAAUCCGAUGUCUCCAAUCCGUGAUAUCUCACAAGUUAGUUGCAAAAAACUCGAAGACGCUGAGGAUUGUAUUGUGGAUACUCUCAGCAACCAUUGCUCUCAGGACAUCACAGAUGUUGUUGUAUCCGUAAUAAAAAUUUUAAAAACCAAUGCAUGCAGUUACGCACCUAAGCAUAGAAGCCGAAGAAGUUUGCAUAGAGUUGUAAGACAAUUGGCAAUGUCUGAUAAGAUGGACAGAAUUGAGGAGCAUUUAAAAACUAAAUGUAUCAAAAAUGGACUGGAGUCCAAGAAAUUGGAAGACAACGUAUUAAAGAUGAAAAAUUGUAUAAAGGAAAAACCCAUUUUCUUUGUUCCAAAACAUAUCUACAUCAAGCAUAUUGACGGAUGUACCAAAGAAGUUAUUAAAAUGUUAAAGGCUUGUUUACCAGAAAAAUAUAAAUAUCUUCCUCAACUGAUUUUUAAUGUUUUUGAUUCGAUGAUCAGUUUUAUGUACGAUGAUUUUACUCUUAUAAGUUCGGAACUUACCCCUUGUCUACCAAAACUUAAAAGUGAAGAAAGCACUACGGAAUACAAUGAGUGUAAUAGAAAAGUAACAGAUAUCGUUGAGGAUGAACUUGUUGACACAAAAGAAAAAUUUUGCGAGAGAUAUAUACAUCUAAAUGAAUGUUUUAUUGCUCAAGUUAAGAAACAAUGCUCACCAUCAAAGGAACUAACUAAAUUUGAACAGGAUUACAUGAAUGCUGUAAAAAGACCAUGUGAAUAAAUCAACACAAUUUAAAAUGAAAUACAUUAGAUAUGUUACAAUUUUUUAGUAAAGUUAUACCACUAA